This is a messenger RNA of Aphis gossypii (cotton aphid), 1050 nucleotides long. It is a transcript of the gene Arl1, whose product is annotated as ADP-ribosylation factor-like protein 1. Gene Ontology annotation, molecular function: GTPase activity; GTP binding. Lineage: Eukaryota; Metazoa; Arthropoda; Insecta; Hemiptera; Aphididae. Gene Ontology annotation, cellular component: Golgi apparatus; cytoplasm. Bases 438 to 980 code for a protein of 180 amino acids. The transcript is spliced from 4 exons. Gene Ontology annotation, biological process: intracellular protein transport; vesicle-mediated transport. The record is from RefSeq and is a predicted model, not a curated record.
ACGCUGUAUCCACUAUCCACAAUAACACGCCUUAACAGCAGCAGCCGUCGACCGUCCCGUUGUUACCUACUGCUUAAUAAGUAGUUAUUAUUUUUUUAACUUCGCCUCUCCGAGUUAAAAUAUCACAUUCCGCAGUUCUACCGAUUUAUUGUUGUAACAAUACAUAACGAUAUUAAUAUUUUUCGGCGACAGUUGUGAUUAAUCGCGUUUGUUGUUAUUAUUGUUAUCAUCGACAACCGAUAUUGCCGAAUAACUAUAGAUAAUUAUUGUUAAUUGGUGAUUACCGUUUUUUUUUCGCGUCGUUUGGACGGAUCGUCCCGCGUACUUGGCUUUCUGCAGUCUUUCCGAAAUUGUGGUCGUCGAAGUCAAACGAACGGCUGACGCCAGAGACACAAAAUCGUUGUUUGUCAUCAGCGACCGGCCGCGUCACCUCGACAAUGGGGGGAUUUUACAGUUAUUUCAAGAGUCUAUUUGGUGAAAAAGAACUGAGAAUUUUAAUCUUGGGCUUAGAUGGCGCAGGAAAGACAACUAUACUAUAUAGGUUACAAGUUGGUGAAGUUGUAACUACUAUUCCAACAAUAGGAUUCAAUGUUGAACAAGUUACUUAUAAAAAUAUUAAAUUCCAAGUUUGGGAUCUUGGAGGCCAAACAACCAUUAGGCCAUAUUGGAGGUGUUAUUAUUCAAAUACAGAUGCUGUAGUAUAUGUAAUUGAUUCAGUUGAUCGAGAAAGAAUGGGCAUAGCAAAAGACGAAUUGAUGUAUAUGUUGAAAGAAGAAGAACUAAAUGGUGCUAUAUUAACAAUAUUAGCUAACAAACAAGAUGUUGAGGGUUGUAUGAAUGUUACUGAGAUACAUCAAGCCCUUGGAUUAGACUCUUUAAAAAAUCGAACAUUCCAAAUAUUUAAAACAUCAGCCAAAAAAGGUAUAGGACUUGAUGAGGCUAUGGAUUGGCUUUGUAAUACUCUACAAAACCAUAAAUAAUAAAAUUCUGUGUUUAUUCUAUUUCAUUGUAAUUAGAAAAUUGUACAAAUUAAAAUGUUAUAAUGUUUAA